This is a messenger RNA of Populus nigra (black poplar), 1479 nucleotides long. RefSeq lists its product as uncharacterized. Lineage: Eukaryota; Viridiplantae; Streptophyta; Magnoliopsida; Malpighiales; Salicaceae. Bases 167 to 1399 code for a protein of 410 amino acids. The record is from RefSeq and is a predicted model, not a curated record. The transcript is spliced from 9 exons.
GCAGGCAGAGAGGGAAAGAUCAGCAAAAAUAAGAGCAAAAUUGUAAAAACCUUGGGAGAGAGGGAAAAUCCCAAACGAGUCACUGAACUGCAGCAAUCAACAAUAACAGGACAGCAGCUACCUUAGCCAAAAAAAGAAGAAAAAAAAAAAAGGGGGAAAGGAAAAAAUGGCUACGGCAAAGCUCCAUAACAGCCGUCCAUUCAUUCCAUUAACGACCAAAUCACGACCGUCCACUCGGCUGAGAAUUUCAUGUUUUGCUCCUCCCUACUGCUCGAACAAGUUCAGGAGGGAGUACACUAGCGUGAUGAUAGUACCAACUGGAGUAGGAGCCAGCAUAGGUGGAUUCGCCGGCGAUGCUUUGCCUGUUGCUCGUGCUUUAUCCACCGUCGUGGAUUGCCUUAUCACGCAUCCUAAUGUGCUUAAUGCUGCAAUGCUGUACUGGCCGAUGCCUAAUGUUCUAUAUGUUGAAGGUUAUGCUCUUGACCGGUUUGCAGAAGGUUUGUGGGCCCUUCAGCCUGUUCACCAAAAUAAGGUGGGAUUGGUUCUUGAUGGUGGAAUAGAGGAAGAGCUUCGAAUCCAUCAUUUGCAGGUGGCUGAUGCCACCAGGGCUUCUCUUGGAUUGCCUGUUUUGGAGUAUAUUGUCACUGACACCCCACUAGAAGUGGAAAAGUGGGUUGAUUCAAAGACAGGGCAAUCAACUGGGAGAAUUAAGCAUCCUGGUGCGCUACUCAGAGCUGUGAAGACUUUAAUUAACCGAUCUCAGGUGAAUGCUGUUGCAGUGGUGGGACGCUUUCCAGAUGAUGAUGUUGAAGAUGUUGAUGAUUAUCGACAGGGGGUGGGAAUAGAUUUGUUGGCAGGAGUGGAAGCAGUUAUAAGCCACUUGGUGGUUAAGGAAUUCCAGAUUCCUUGUGCACAUGCUCCUGCAAUGCUACCGCUUCUCUUGACUGAAGAUCUUUGCCCCAAAUCAGCUGCUGAGGAGAUAGGAUAUACAUUCUUGCCCUGCGUACUAACUGGUCUGAGUAAAGCACCGCAAUAUUUGGUGAAGGAUUCCCAAUCCCUAGAGAAGGGUUGCCUAUUAGCCAGCGACGUUGACAGUGUUGUUCUUCCUAUCAAUGCUUGUGCAGGAGAUGGUGCUCUUGCUUUUGCAAGAAGCAAAAUAAACAAGCCACUCAUAAUUACUGUGGAAGAAAAUGAAACAGUUCUCGAUGAUACGCCAGAUAAACUUGGGAUUGAAACGGUCAAGGUCGCAAAUUAUUGGGAAGCGAUUGGUGUUAUUGCAGCUCACAAGGCAGGAAUAAAUCCACAUUCUCUCCGAAGAAACAGAAUUGGUAACAUUAAACGUACUUUUGCAAUUCCAGCUAAUGGAUUUGCAGUUUCAAGUGCCACUCAAACGACUUGAUUGGAGAAGUCUGGACAUUAGUUUUCUUUUUCUACUAAUAUUUUUCAUCUAAUUAUUUAAAAAUAUCAUCCUUUUAUUCA